This is a messenger RNA of Punctularia strigosozonata HHB-11173 SS5, 2694 nucleotides long. RefSeq lists its product as uncharacterized. The record is from RefSeq and is a predicted model, not a curated record. Bases 1 to 2694 code for a protein of 897 amino acids. The transcript is spliced from 8 exons. NCBI's taxonomy places the organism in Eukaryota, Fungi, Basidiomycota, Agaricomycetes, Corticiales, Punctulariaceae.
AUGACUUACUGGUUCCAGAAUAACGGCAACCGUGUUGCUGGCGAACGAGCAUCUGGUUUUGGGACUCCCGCCCGCGUUCGAGUGCUCGAUCUGUCAAACAAGGAUAAGAGAAAACUCCAGCCAGGCCACGCAUGGCUCCGCCUCUUUUACGAUAAACUGGAGGUGAAGGCAUUGUAUGAUGCGGCAUGGGGGGUAGCGCAUGGGGCUGGGUGGAGCAAGAAGAAAGAGGUUUCUUUCCGUAACAUGUAUCUCGACAAUCUCCCCCAUACCCUCAAACGUGUCGCAGAAAGCCUUCACAAGCAGACGGGGUGGAACUUUAGUAUAACAUGUGGGGGUCCUUUGCCUCGGGCCCCGAAUGGAGCCGUGAAUACGCUGCACCUGUCUGUCGGGAAAUGCAAACAAGGCAUGGAGUGGUCGGACUGGAACUCGGAAUACAAGGAGGACAUACAACGGUUUCGCCAGUUCUGCGAUGCAACUUUCUCUCCAGCGGAAUGUUUGGCGUUAAGUCUCAACCGGACGCCGACUUCGACAUCCAUCGCCUCGAAUACGACGGCGUCUGCCACUGCCGAAACGCCAACGUCAACUUCUACCACAACGGCUUCGACCACGGAAAUCGCUGGCUUUGACAAUUCCAUGCUAGAUCCAACGUUGUUGGAUAUGAAGCUCGUCAGCGACGUCUCCCUCGCGUUUGUUACCGAUACGGCAACGUCUAUGGUAGAUUACUCUACCACUUAUCCGUUAGGCACGGCAGCUCCCACAAAAAAGCGUCGUAGGGCACAGAAGGUGUCUGCAAAUCACAAGAAGGCAAAAUCUCUUCGCAAUGCUGCCAUUCUUGCCCAAGCAGAGGUCCAUAGCUUCGAGUCAGGAUCCGAUACUUUCCUCGUGUCAUCCGAUUCCGCUUCAUCCUCCAUUGCCCCCGCUGUGGCGCAACAGAUGCCUUCCACUGCGGUGCCUCCAGUCUCACCCGUUGUAGCGCCUCAAGUCCCACCUGUUGCGGCGCCUCAGGUCCCGCCCAUUGCAGCGCCUCAGGUCCCGUCGAGUGUUGCACCCCAGAUAUCGCCCAGUAUUGCACCCGUUGUCCAGCCCUCUGUCCUGCCAGCCGCGGUGUCUCAGGUCCCGCCCGCUGCGACACAUCAGGCUCUGCCCCCUGCAACGCAUCAGGCCCCACCCGUUGUGGCGCCUCCGGUUCCACUUUCCAUAUCGCCUCAGGUCCCUCCCGGUGUCGCACCCGAGGUUCCCACCGGUGUCGCGCCUGAGGUCGCGCCCGGUGUCGUGCCCCAGGCCCCGUCCGAUGUCAUACCCAAGGACCAGCCCGUUGUCCAGCCCUCUGUCCCGCCGGCAGCGGCGCCUCAGGUCCCGCCCGCUUCGACUCAUCAGGUCCUGCCCGCUACGACUCAUCAGGUCCCGCCCGUUACAGCACCUCAGGUCCCGCUCUCCACAUUGCCUCAGGUCCCGUCCGGUGUCGCACCCAAGGUCCCGCCCGGUGUCGCACCUCAGGUCCUGCCCGAUGUUGCACCCAAGGUCCAGCCCGUUGUCCAGCCCUCUGUCCCGCCGCCCGUGGCACCUCAGAUCCCGCCUGCUACGACUCAUCAGGCCCUGCCCGCUGCGACUCAUCAGGACCCGCCCGUUGCGGCACCUCAGGUUCCGCUCUCCACAUCGCCUCAGGUCCUGCCCGGUGUUCAGCCCGUUGUUUCGCCCUCUGUCUUGCCGACUGUGGUGUCUCCGGUCCCGCCCGCUGCAACACUGCCCCCUGCGACGCAUCAGGUCCUGCCCGUUGCGGCGCCUCAGGUCCCGCUCGCUGCAGUGCCUGGGGCACCGCUGCCCCGGAAACGUCUCAAUUCUUCUCCGGCCCCAAGCAGCGGGUUUGUAGACCUGGAUGACGAUGACGAUGACGCUAAUGCUCCGCCGCUCGGCGUCACCAAUGGUGAUUUAGAGGAGGAGGAACGCCAAGAGCAGCAAGGCCUCAAACGCCACCAACAGGCGCUCGCUAUCCCGUCCAGGAAGUCCGGGCGGGUUCGCAAAGCUUCACAGAAGGUGGCAGGCACCGAAAGCAUCUCAUUGGAUGCAAGCCUACCAACUACCGAGCUCGUCAACAAUGUUCUACUAGAUGACAGUCUUCCGAGCUAUUUCACAUCUGCGGUUCAGUUCAUGGGGUCCCAGGUAUACGGCCCUCAUGGUGAUUUCUUAGAGAUGAUCAAAGCCUUCAUCCUGUUCGAAGCGAAGUCUCAGUUCCUCGCACAGAAUUCUCGCACCAAGGCUGUCAAUCGACCUAAAAUUAUCCAGAAAUGGAUGACGGGCGCGAGACGAGACUUCGCAAGCAUGAAGUCGGACGAUCCAGCCCGAGAUGUCUCGGGAUGGUUCUUGUGGUGGGCAACGCUGCAGCCAGCAUGGCGCGGUGCUCUCAUGCCCCAUUCUUGCGAACCCCCUCCUGGCGCUCGCUACCCUGACCUCAAAAAUGGGCAUAUGGGCGUUGUCACGGUGGUUUCGUCUCUUGUAUGCCUUUACUGGUCAACUGAGGAUCAGGAGCUCCGUCAGAAGUUGACCUUGGGUGCCCGUGAUGUAUGCUGGGCUCUGACAGCUGCAGCACAAGGCAUGACUACGAAAAACGAUGAAGCAAAUGACAAUCAGCCUCCCCGCAAUACCCGUUUCUACCCCGUGCCGUCAACUUUCAUAAGAGUACUCCGGUCUCCAUAA